Molecule: messenger RNA, 1059 nt
Organism: Populus euphratica (Euphrates poplar)
Lineage: Eukaryota; Viridiplantae; Streptophyta; Magnoliopsida; Malpighiales; Salicaceae
Product: reticulon-like protein B1
Exons: 5
Coding region: 55-819 (254 amino acids)
Biological process (GO): response to bacterium
Source: RefSeq, a predicted model, not a curated record
AACAGUAUAUAAUUACAUCGAAAAUACUACUCUAUCGUUCUGAGAGAUCCAUCAAUGGCGGAGCAUGAAGGCGAGCGUGAGCGUGAACCAGUGGUUGAAUCAAUGGUGGAUAAGAUAACAGAGAAGAUCCACGAUCAUCAUUCAUCAUCUUCUUCAUCAGAUUCCGAUGAUGACAAGUUGGAUGCUGUGAAGUCGAAAAUCUUUCGGCUUUUUGGUAGAGAGAAACCCGUCCACAAAGUCUUAGGCGGUGGAAAACCUGCUGAUGUUUUCCUAUGGAGGAACAAGAAAAUCUCUGCUGGUGUGCUUGGUGGUGCAACUGCUGUCUGGGUUUUUUUUGAAUUGCUUGAAUAUCACUUAAUAACUUUAGUUUGCUAUUUAUCGAUAUUCUCUCUGGCUGUUCUUUUCCUGUGGUCCAAUGCAUCCAACUUCUUAAACAAAUCCCCACCUAAAAUCCCCGAAGUCUUACUUCCUGAAAAAUGUGUUCGUGAAGUUGCAUCUGGGUUGAGAAUUGAAAUCAACCGAGGAGUUGCUGUCCUGCAUGAUAUUGCUUCUGGGAGAGAUUUGAAGAAGUUUCUUGCUGUAAUAGCCGGCUUGUUGGUUCUGUCGCUUGUUGGAAGUUGCUGUAACUUCCUGACCUUACUCUACAUAUCCUUUGUUUUGCUGCACACCGUACCAGUGUUGUAUGAGAAGUAUGAGGACCAGGUCGAUGGAUGUUCUGAAAAAUCAUGGAUUCAGAUCAAGAAGCAGUAUGCGUUGUUGGAUGAAAAGUAUUUAAGCAAAAUUCCAAGAGGACCAUUCAAGGAGAAGAAGAAGGAUUAGAGAGAUGGAGAGAGAGAAACCAGUUCUAGUGUUCACUAGGUUGAAUUUUGACUCUCAGCAGUUCUGUUUGAUUAAUCUGCUCUUGUUGUGACUUGAGUAUUUUACAAGCCCUGCCUCUGCUUUAUGUUUAUGGGGGGGUGUUUAGGUGCUCCCAAAUUUAACUAAUAUCGUAUUCGGUAAACUCCGAGUUAUGUAGAUUCGCUCACUUUUAUAAUAAUAAGCUAUUGGUUUCCAGGAAAA